AUUAUUCGAAUGAAUAUUUUUUUUUUCUUCACUUUAUUUUGAUCAUUUUCAAAUUCAUCGAAAUCAAGAUACUACAGAUUUUAUUGCCUUCAAUUUUCAUUCGAUAAUAAUGGAUUCUCGUAGCAUACCAACGUUGGAUGAAAAGAAUUUAUUAGCUAAUUAUCAGGCAUUAUUAGCUGCACAUCAUUCAUCAAAUAAUGGACAACAAACGGCUAAUUUAGCGGCAAUGAUGGCUGCAGCGGCUGCUGCUGCAGCUGCAUCAGCUUCUUCAUCUUCAACAUCAUCAUUAUCAUCAUCAACAACAACUGCCGGUAUUAAUCCAAUACAAUCGACCAAUUCGAAUCAUCAUCAUCAUCAACAACAACAACAUCAUCAUCACCAUCACCAUCAUCAACAACAACAGCAGCAGCCGCAACAGCCAAUAUCAUCGAUCCAACAUCAACAGCAACAACAAUUAUCGAUGCAAUAUAUGGCUUCAAUGUUACAGCAAAAUGAUACAUAUAAUGUGAUACAAAAUGGAAUGGCAUCAGGUGUACCAACAUUACAUUUGCCAACCAUAUUCUCUUAUUUAGGCUAUACAAAUACAUUUCAAAAUGGACAGAAUGGUCAAUCAACAUCAACAUCCACAUCAUCAUCGAAAUCAUCAAAAAAUCAAUUAGAAUCAAAAUAUGGAAAAUUAAUGGAUGUUAUUGCUGAAAUUGGACGUGAUGUACGGCCAUUAUAUACUGGAUCGAAACCAGCAUCCGAUCGUUUACGACGACAAAUCAAUCAGGCUAGACAUUUAGUUCGUGAAUGUCUUUUGGAAGUGGAUCGAAAAUCAAAUCAUUCGAAUCGUUCUAUAUCCGAUUCAAAUCGAAACAACAACAACAACCACCAUAACAACAAUAAUUAAUUGUGAUCAAUAGAUUUAUUCAAUUGAAAUAGACAA
Messenger RNA from Dermatophagoides pteronyssinus (European house dust mite), 928 nucleotides. RefSeq lists its product as uncharacterized. Gene Ontology annotation, cellular component: cytoplasm; nucleus. Lineage: Eukaryota; Metazoa; Arthropoda; Arachnida; Sarcoptiformes; Pyroglyphidae. The record is from RefSeq and is a predicted model, not a curated record.